Molecule: messenger RNA, 5155 nt
Organism: Scaptodrosophila lebanonensis
Lineage: Eukaryota; Metazoa; Arthropoda; Insecta; Diptera; Drosophilidae
Gene: Sarm
Product: sterile alpha and TIR motif-containing protein 1
Exons: 9
Coding region: 859-5034 (1391 amino acids)
Biological process (GO): negative regulation of MyD88-independent toll-like receptor signaling pathway; response to axon injury; signal transduction
Cellular component (GO): dendrite
Molecular function (GO): protein binding; NAD+ nucleosidase activity; signaling adaptor activity
Source: RefSeq, a predicted model, not a curated record
AGCGAACGUCGCGCAAAGAAAUCGUCGCCGGAACAGCAAAGAAUCGGGCAGCAAUAAAAAUCAUAGGAAAAGUGCAAAAAGUCUUAUUAAAAUUUUGUAAUUUUUGCUGCCGAGCUCUGGCGUGCCGUGCAGUGAUUAACUUUUGUGUGACGUUGACGUCUUUAACAUAACAUGUUACCACGAGGAAAUUAUUAAAUUUUUUUCUAAUUUCAACGAACUAAAAACAUAAAAUAAAAUAAACGAACGCAAGCCGCAAUUAACGAACAAUUAUACGAACUUUUUGUUAUCAGUAUUUUGCUGUCGCGAAUUAAAAAGCAAAAUCCAACAACAAGAACAACAUCAACGAACUUUUUUCUUUCAACCACAACGAAAAAUCGUCGAAAAAGGCGUUUGAAAUUUUCAGUUGCUGAGAAGACAGCGUGUGAACCAAAAGCGCGUCGUCCGACCUAGAAAUCUGAAUAUUUCGCAAAAUAGAACGCUAAAUAAUAAAGAAUCCAUCAAGAAUAAUACAUAAAUCAUAAAUACAUAUUGUCGCACAUAUAGAAAUCUAAAUUCAAGCUGAUCGAAGUGCGCGCGCUGAUAAGUCUGCAGUUCCAAUAAUUCUACGGGGCGUAUACAUAAUAUUUAUGUAUAUAGUAUAUGUACUUCUGGGCUGAACCCAACAAAGUCAAAUUGCUCAGACUGGACAACAUUUCGUAGCCCUUAUAGCUUGUCAACAGCAGCAGCAGUACAACGACGCGUGUCGAGAAGAAAUCACAGCGUCUGCAUCACAUAACCUCCUCAUCCUCCUCGUCAUCAUCAUCGUCGGCAACACAGGCAUCGUCGUCGUCCAGCUCAUCGUCCACAUCAUCUUCGGAAAUGAAAGUGGACGUUGUAAAGCGCGAUCUCAACAACAUUAAGAAGUCUAUGUCGGAAAUCAACGACCUAGCAAGUGGAGGCAGUAUAGUAGCGAAUACCUUAGCGCCAACGACGAGCAUUACGACGGUCCCCACAAUGGCGAACACAGCAGCCAGACUGACGCCCUCAGCCACACACACGCUAACAGGACACACAUCAUUCGAGGAUCUCAAAGGGCAGCUGAAGAAUAAAAUGCGCGCCUCAUUUGAUAAUCUGGUCGAUGUUAACGACGAUAAAACGAGGGCCAUUGUCACAUUUCCCGAUGACGAUCCCCACACACAUUUCGGCAGUGGCAUGGAUCUUACUCAUCCCGCAUCCCAGCUGAGCGCCAGCAAUGCGCUAAGUGGCUCGAAUAAAACCAUCGAUACCAUCAAGUUUGAGGAGAAGACCACAAAAACCAAAACGAAAACAAAAGUGGUAGCCGAUGGCUUCAGCUCCGAGCAGGCCACCAGCAAUUCGGCGGCCUCGAAGCGUUUGCAGGCGGGCGACAUUGAUUAUAAAGAGGAUAAGGCUGCUUCAGCGAUGCGAAAUCGUUUGGAAAUCGACGGAAUCAAGUCCGAGGAGAAUGCCGCCGUCAUACAGGAAAAGCUGUCACUACGCACCGGAGACAUCACACAGCAGACCAGCAAUAAUGUAGCCGCCGCCAGUAUUAAGGUGCAGAGCGACACCUUUUCCGCAGACAAGAAGGCCAUCUCGCAGUCUGCGCAAUCGCAGACCAUGACCUCGAACGGCAUCAUAAGCCAGGAGAAGCACAUGUCAACGGCGACACAGGCCAACUACUCCAUGACGCACAAAGGUGUCUCCAGUUCGGGCAGCAGCAUGAUCUCGUCCUCCUCGCAAAUGUCUGCCACGAACGGUCAGGUCAUAAAGCUAUCAGAUCUCCAGCUGGACGACCUGCAAUCGCUCACUGCCAACAGUGGAGCGCUUGAAAUCGAUCAAGCCAUCAAAAAGUAUUCGAAUGUGCUGAACUCCUAUGUGAGGAAGCUACAGGAUGAUGAAAGCAAUGGCAGUGGUCCCGGCCGCAUUACCAGCGCCAACAACGACGGCACUGGCGAGGAAAAGACGCAAUGCCUGGAGAAGAUCAUCGAUGUGAUUCGCUGCGCCUGGGAAGUGCCUACGCAUGGACACGAGUUGGGCUACUCCCUCUGCAAUAAAUUGCGUCAGAGCGGCGGUCUCGAUCUGCUCAUGAAGAACUGUGUCCACAAUGAUCUGCAGCUGCAGUUCUCCUCGGCGAAGCUGCUGGAGCAGUGCCUGACUACAGAGAAUCGCACACAUGUGGUAGACAAUGGUCUGGACAAGGUGGUCAAUGUGGCCUGCUACUGUACCAAGAAAUCCAAAUCGGAUCAUUCGCGUGUCGGCACCGGUAUUCUGGAGCAUCUGUUCAAGCAUUCCGAGGGCACCUGUUCCGAUGUCAUUAAGCUGGGCGGUCUGGAUGCGGUUCUCUUUGAGUGCCGCACCAACGAUGUGGAAACGUUGCGUCAUUGCGCCAGCGCUCUGGCAAAUUUGUCGCUAUAUGGUGGCGCCGAAAACCAGGAGGAGAUGAUAUUGCGAAAGGUACCCAUGUGGCUGUUCCCCUUGGCCUUUCAUAACGAUGACAAUAUCAAGUACUAUGCCUGCCUGGCCAUUGCCGUGCUCGUGGCUAACAAAGAAAUAGAGGCUGAGGUGCUGAAGUCGGGUUGCCUGGAUCUCGUCGAGCCCUUCGUCACCUCCCACGAUCCCUACGAGUUUGCGCGCUCCAAUCUGGCGCAUGCGCACGGCCAGAGCAAGCACUGGCUUCAGCGUCUGGUGCCAGUGCUGAGCUCCAAUCGUGAAGAGGCCCGCAACUUGGCCGCCUUCCAUUUCUGUAUGGAGGCCGGCAUCAAACGGGAGCAGGGAAACACUGAAAUCUUUCGAGAAAUUGGAGCCAUUGAGGCUUUAAAGACCGUGGCCAGUUGUCCAAAUGCGAUUGCCUCGAAGUUUGCGGCGCAGGCGCUACGUCUCAUAGGCGAGACGGUGCCACAUAAACUAUCCCAGCAGGUACCACUCUGGUCUAUCGAGGAUGUGCAGGAGUGGGUCAAACAAAUAGGCUUCCUCAAAUUUUUGCUGCAGUUCAAGGAGUCCCAAGUAGAUGGCGAUCUGUUGCUCAAGCUAACCCGAGAAAACCUGCGAGACGACAUUGGCAUCACGAAUGGAAUUCUCCUUAAGCGCUUCGAGCGUGAGCUUCAAAGUCUCAAGCGCAUGGCCGACUACUCGUCCAAGGAUACGGCUAAGAUGCAUCAGUUUCUGGCUGAAAUCGGCCCCGAUUACUGCACCUAUACGUACGCCAUGCUCAACGCUGGCAUCGACAAAUGCGCCCUGCCUCACAUCAAUGAGGAUAUGCUGUUAAGCGAUUGCGGCAUUAAGAACUCCAUUCACCGGCUACGCAUAUUAAACGCGGUGAAGAAUCUGGAGAACUCAUUGCCCAGCUCCUCUGAGGAGAACAUGGCUAAGACACUGGAUGUGUUUGUGAGCUAUCGACGUUCGAAUGGCUCCCAGUUGGCCAGUUUACUUAAGGUGCAUUUGCAGCUGCGCGGCUUCUCCGUGUUCAUUGAUGUGGAACGUUUGGAAGCUGGCAAAUUCGAUAAUGGACUUUUGAACAGUAUUCGUCAGGCCAAAAACUUUGUGCUUGUAUUAACACCCCAAGCCUUGCAUCGCUGCAUUGACGAUGGAGAGUGCAAGGACUGGGUGCAUCGCGAAAUUGUGGCUGCUCUCAACUCAAAUUGCAACAUAAUACCGAUUAUGGAUACGAAUUUUAAUUGGCCGGAAACGGAGCGUCUGCCGGAGGAUAUGCGAAGUGUGGCGCAUUUUAAUGGUGUCACUUGGAUACACGAUUACCAGGACGCGUGCAUCGAUAAGCUCGAAAGAUUUUUACGCGGUGAAAAGAAUAUCGAUCGCAUAGCAGCCAUGGCGCCCGGCACCCCUGGUGCUGGGUCAUACCAAAGAAUGCACAGCAACGACUCCGACUAUCAGCAAAGUGUGGGUGGUGGCGGCGGCGGCGGCGGUGGUGCGGGCAGUGUGGUGGAUUGCAUAAUAGCCGCAAAUGGCAGCGGACAAGCUAAUCACCAGGCAUAUAGAUACCGGCAGUCACCAUCACCAGCGCGUCAGCGCGUUCUCGGCGGGGCCCACGGCGGCAGCAGCAGUCAGUUGUCCGCCUAUGGCCGCAAGCGUUCCAACAUUUUGCCGCCGUACCGCACACAGCAGCCAGCGUUGCUGCAAAAGGCACCGGCGGCGGCCACAUCCAUGCAAAACAUGACGCCACUGGCCAACUUACCGCCGCCUCCGCGCAGGCGAUCCGCGGCGGGCAUCACACACAAUCCCAGUGUGGCGAGCGGCUAUCGCUCGCAGAGCGUGGACGGGCUGCUCGAUCAGGCGGCUAAUGGCAGCCAGGAUAGCCUGAAUACCACUGAUCAGCGCAUAGCGGCAGCAGCGGCUCUGGUGGCGGCGGGCAGCACGGCUCUGACCAAUGCCAGCUCCACCUGCACUCUGCAGCCGAGCGAGGAUGGCAACGAGCUGACGGCGAGCAACGACUCAUGCUAUGUGGCGCGUCGCGAGAAGAGUACCCAGAUACUGGCGCCGCCCGCCGUCCAGCAGCAUCGCAAGUCACGCAGUCUCGAUCACAUGCUGUCCAAGCAGACGUUGGCCGCGCUGUCGUCGCCCCCUGAGCUCGGCGAGGAGUCACAGAGCAUGCAGAAUCUGGCUAUGCCCAGUACGUUACAACCAGAGCGACGUGAAUCGCCAGCAAAGUCGUCGAAGUCUUCCACACCGGAGCGACCAGCAUCGCAGUCACGUGGUGUGGGCAAUCGACAAAGUCCCGACGGUGUCAGCUCAACAGAGAGCGAGCGCGAGGACACUCAAGUGACGAAGUCUCUGAGGGGGGCGGCGACAAAUCAGCAAAGGGCGGCGGCGCAUGUGCAUCGUGGGGGCAGCCUGAAUAGUAACAAGACGUCCAACUCAUCGCUGGGAUCGAACAACAGUACGAGUAGAGGCACGAUUUUGAAUCGAACGAUGAAGAAAGUGCGCUCUCUGAUGAAAAACAACGAUUUGGAAGAUGACGAACUAUCGGGCAUAAUCCUGGCCAAGGCAACGGCCCCCAAUGCAGGACGCAUGAUAUUUUGGUGAAAACAAACGCAAAGAAUGAAACACAAAGCCCACACGAAUUUUGCUGAAGAUAUUUUAUUUUUAUUAUUAUUUUUUUUUUUACGAAAUAAACGACGAAAGAACUGAAAAUUCAACAACAAAA